Telopea speciosissima is the source of this 869-nucleotide messenger RNA. RefSeq names its product NHP2-like protein 1. Bases 140 to 526 code for a protein of 128 amino acids. The transcript has 5 exons. Gene Ontology annotation, biological process: maturation of SSU-rRNA; ribosome biogenesis; mRNA splicing, via spliceosome. Lineage: Eukaryota; Viridiplantae; Streptophyta; Magnoliopsida; Proteales; Proteaceae. Gene Ontology annotation, cellular component: U4/U6 x U5 tri-snRNP complex; nucleolus; precatalytic spliceosome. The record is from RefSeq and is a predicted model, not a curated record. Gene Ontology annotation, molecular function: RNA binding.
GGGUGGACUUCCAACUAUAACCAAACACCUGACGCCGUUUCUCUUUAAACCUUCUCCUCUUCCAUAAAACCCAAACUUUGCUGGUGGAGAUUACAGAGAACUGAAAAACUCUAGUUUUGCUGGUCUUCGAUCAUCGGAAAUGACUGCCGAAGCCGUGAAUCCGAAAGCAUAUCCGCUGGCCGAUGCCCAGCUUACAAUAACCAUACUGGACCUUAUUCAACAAGCUGCGAACUUCAAACAGCUCAAAAAGGGUGCUAAUGAAGCUACCAAGACCCUGAAUAGGGGCAUUUCAGAGUUCAUAGUAAUGGCAGCCGAUACGGAGCCUUUUGAAAUUCUUCUCCACCUUCCUCUACUCGCCGAAGAUAAGAAUGUGCCGUAUGUAGUUGUACCUUCUAAGCAAGCCCUUGGCAGAGCAUGUGGAGUCACUAGACCAGUGAUUGCUUGUUCUGUGACAAGCAACCAGGGAAGCCAGUUGAAAUCUCAAAUACAGCAAUUGAAGGAUGCGAUUGAGAAACUCCUAAUCUGAAAUAUUGAAUGAUGCCAUUUUGGUAUGAUGGGCCUCUCAGAUCCUGUUACUCAUUCGGUGAAGGCUUUGACUGAGCAAGACGUAACUUGUGGUGUUUUCAAGUCCCCCCUUCCCCUCCCCCCCGAAAAAAACACCACAUUUUCUAUUAAUGUAAGCAUAUUACAAUUAGCGUUUAUAGAAACUCAUCUUUCUCAUCUUUGUAGCUUGUUUAAAAUUAAUAGCAGGCGUCAUGAAUGCUACGGAUGAUAGAGAGGAAAUAUAUUGAGAAUGAGACUUGUAGGACUCAAUUCAACUUGUGCUCUGAGGCAGUUUUCAGUGUUAAUUGUGUGAGCUUUGUAGUGUU